Haplochromis burtoni (Burton's mouthbrooder) is the source of this 994-nucleotide messenger RNA. RefSeq names its product mitochondrial ribosomal protein S7 (gene mrps7). Gene Ontology annotation, molecular function: structural constituent of ribosome; mRNA binding; rRNA binding. Gene Ontology annotation, cellular component: ribosome. The record is from RefSeq and is a predicted model, not a curated record. Gene Ontology annotation, biological process: ribosomal small subunit assembly; translation. The coding region runs from base 53 to 742 and encodes 229 amino acids. NCBI's taxonomy places the organism in Eukaryota, Metazoa, Chordata, Actinopteri, Cichliformes, Cichlidae. The transcript has 5 exons.
GCACCUGCGAGACUACUAACCCGGGGUCCUAACCGACGUUCACACUUUCAAGAUGGCUGCUUCCAUCUCAGGAUUAUUAAAACCUUGGACGCCGAGAGUGUUCCUGGUGAGAUGGAGCAGAUACAACCCUUAUUAUCUGGAACCUGAAGUCAGCAAGGAGGCCUACAGCCGACCAGAGACGGAGCUGAGUGCAGAGGAGAAGGAACAGCGCGAGCUCAAGGCCCUCAGGCCCAUCAAGGCAGCCACCAGCGGAGUCUCAAGCUCGGUUUUUGAUGACCCAGUCAUCAGUAAAUUCAUCAACAUGAUGAUGGAACAUGGAAACAAGGUUUUGGCUAGAGAGAUAAUGACACAGACGCUGGAGAACAUAAAGAAGAAGCAGGUGGAGAAGUAUCACAAAGCUUCUGAGGGGGAGAGGGAAGCGAUCGAGUGUAACCCCUACGCCAUCUUUCACCAGGCUCUGGAGAACUGCAAGCCUGUGGUUGGGCUAGCCAGCAUACAGAAAGGUGGAAAAUACUACCAGGUGCCCAUUCCACUCACGGACAACAGGCGGCGCUUCCUCGCCAUGAAGUGGAUGAUCACAGAGUGCCGGGACAACAAACACAGACGCACGCACAUGUAUGAAAAACUCUCCCAGGAGCUGCUGGCGGCCUUUGGCAAAGAGGGCAACGUGAUGAAGAAGAAGUACGAGCUGCACAAGAUGGCUGAAGCCAACAGAGCCUAUGCUCACUACCGCUGGUGGUAGAAAGCAGCGAAACGGCGUCGACUGAAAUCUGAUGACUAACAGACUGGACAGAAGUCAGGUCAGCCGCACAGAGCCGCAGCAGCUCAAAGUGCUGAGACAUAAAAAUCAUUUGGACUGUAAAAUGCUGUCAGAGGGAUGAAGCGUGUAUAAAGAAGAACUGAACAUGGCUUACUGUCACUGUUGUAUUAAGGAAGCUGUACUGUGUACAAGUGUGUUGUAUUUGCAAUAAUAAAUGCAAAUAAUACAAACUUA